Molecule: messenger RNA, 943 nt
Organism: Dermacentor andersoni
Lineage: Eukaryota; Metazoa; Arthropoda; Arachnida; Ixodida; Ixodidae
Product: kelch repeat and BTB domain-containing protein 12-like
Molecular function (GO): protein binding
Source: RefSeq, a predicted model, not a curated record
GAGGCAGGAAGCGAACGAGUCGGCACCAGAAAGUCGUACUAGUCAGCUACAGCUCAGUGAAGAAGUAGUACGCAAUAAAUGAAGACAGUUGCGAAAAAAAAGUAAAUGGAACACAGUGGGAGCGGUGCGUGCAAUGAUCUAGCGAUGUGCGUUGAGCUACAGAAAAAAAAUGAAGUGGAGAUAAUACACACUAGUAAACAUCAAAGAAAGCUUCGCUUAUAUCACCGAUUUCCACCAUUGCAUCCACAGGGAGCGCUAAUGUUAUUCUUCUUUCUUUUCUUUCUAUUUUGUUACGAAUAGAUAUCUAUUCCUCGCUCUCUCGCGUGCAGUUUGCAUAGGCGAGCAAGACAAAGACGACGCGGCGACUUCCACGAGGUGCACGCGACGAGCUCAACGGUCCCUAUUCUGCGACGACACGUCAUCUCGUCGUCCGAGCACCAUGUCCGAGGUCUCCUCCUCGGCCGACCAUUCCGCCCGGGACGGCUGCAGGGUUUCGCACGACUGCGUGGUUCGCACGGCUGACGGCGGCGAGUUCAAUGUCCACCGCGGUUUCUUGAGCGCGUUGAGCCCCGUUUUUCAGGCCCUGUUCUCCAUCGAAUACGGGGACCGCAAAGAUGUCCUUCUCCAGGGCGUCAAGGCUUCCACAAUGGGCGUGUUGUUCGGUUGCCAAUACCAGAAUAAGCUGCACAUCAACGAGGAAAACGUGACCGAGGUCCUGGCCGCGGCCGACAUGCUGCUCAUGGACGACGUGCGCAACCUGUGCCUGAACUACAUGCUGUCCAACAUGGACAUCGAGAACUGUCUGGGCAUGGCCACCUUGGCGCGGUGGUACCACUGCCCGAACUUCAGCCAAUCAGUGUUCAGCUAUGUGCGUGAGCACUUCGACCAGCGGCGGCCAUCUGUCACUGCAACAGCGCAGGUGCAAUGUUCUCCGUCGCCAUGA